AUCCAAGUUAAUAACUUUAUCAACUGAAUAUUAAACAUGGCUAGAUACGGUUAUAGUUCGACUAACCCAGCUAAGUCUGCUUCUGCUAGAGGUGCUUACUUGAGAGUCUCCUUCAAAAACACCAGAGAAACUGCUCAGGCCAUCAACGGUUGGGAAUUGGAAAAGGCCAAGAAGUACUUGGAACAAGUUUUGGACCACAAGAGAGCCAUCCCAAUGAGAAGAUACAACGGAUCCACUGGUAGAGCCGCUCAAGGUAAAGAGUUUGGUGUCACCAAGGCCAGAUGGCCUGCCAAGUCCGUCAACUUUCUUAAGGAUUUGUUGGUCAAUGCUGAAGCCAACGCUGAAACCAAAGGUUUAGACGUCACCAAAUUAAAGAUCUCCCACAUUCAGGUCAACAAGGCCCCAAGAUUCAGAAGAAGAACUUUCAGAGCCCACGGUAGAUCCAACCCAUACCAAUCCCAACCUUGUCACAUUGAAUUGAUCUUGACCGAACAAGGUGAAGAAAUCAAGAAGGCUGAUGAAAAGAAGGUUAGAUUGAACACCAGACAAAAGGGAAGAUUGACUGCUCAAAAGCGUUUGACCAACUAGAUUAUUUUACCAUAAUUCUGUAUGUAAAAUUUAAUUAACAAGAAUAAUCAUGG
Molecule: messenger RNA, 641 nt
Organism: Yamadazyma tenuis ATCC 10573
Lineage: Eukaryota; Fungi; Ascomycota; Pichiomycetes; Serinales; Debaryomycetaceae
Gene: RPL17B
Product: 60S ribosomal protein uL22
Biological process (GO): cytoplasmic translation
Cellular component (GO): ribosome; cytosolic large ribosomal subunit
Molecular function (GO): structural constituent of ribosome
Source: RefSeq, a predicted model, not a curated record